[Candida] anglica is the source of this 684-nucleotide messenger RNA. Lineage: Eukaryota; Fungi; Ascomycota; Pichiomycetes; Serinales; Debaryomycetaceae. The record is from the annotation of a GenBank genome assembly.
AUGUUUGUCAAUAUAUUAGUGAUUAACCCAAACUCCUCCCAAAAGGUGUCCGAUAACUUAAAAGAUAUCCUUGUUGCUCCACCACUUACAAAGUUUGAAUUUUACACUGCUCCAUCUCAUGGACCAGAGGAAAUAACUCCUGAUUUAUCAACAAUUUCAGGAGAAAUUGCCCUUGAAGAUAUUUUACAAAGAGAUCUUAUUUCGAAAUAUGAUGGGUUUUUGAUUUGUUGUUAUUCCGAUCAUCCAUUGGUUCACUCCUUAGCAAAACAUACCAAAAAGCCAAUCAUGGGGAUCAUGCAAGCCACUUUACUCUACGCACUUCUGAGUGCAUCUAAACUGUUCAUUUUAACUAGUGUAAAUGAAUGGGAACCUGUUCUUGACAAGGGAAUUAUAGAUUUUGUAGGCUCUGAUACUUUCCCUAGUAAGAGAUUUGCAAAGACAAAAGGGUUGGACGUUACUGUAUUGGGUUUAAGUGAUCCAAAGGAGUAUGCAAAGAUAGAAAAUAGAGUAAUUCAAGUACUUGAAGAAUACAAAGAUAGUAAUAUCGAUUGUGUUUUGCUUGGUUGUGCAGGAAUGGCAGGCUUAGAUGAUAAAUUGGCUGCAAGUUUCCCCCAUAUUAAAUUUAUCGACAGUGUUAAAGUUGGAGUUGAGUUGUUAGGUGCUUUAAUUCGGUUUCAAAAGUAA